Molecule: messenger RNA, 1320 nt
Organism: Branchiostoma belcheri (Belcher's lancelet)
Lineage: Eukaryota; Metazoa; Chordata; Leptocardii; Amphioxiformes; Branchiostomatidae
Exons: 4
Coding region: 177-809 (210 amino acids)
Source: RefSeq, a predicted model, not a curated record
GCAUCGCGAGCAGCGACACGGAAGCGAGGCUGACAGCUGGCCCAUCCCAGUCUCUAUGGCAACCGGACGCGAAACAUGUGAUAUCAGCUGGGAGAAAACCCAGCAAAGCCGCGAAUGAACUUCUCCGUAACUUUGGGAAACGACAUAAAGAUUUUGCAGGAGAGCUGUGGCUGUCGAUGAUGAUGAUGAUGGGGAGCGCCAAGCGCCCGUCUCCGUCGCGCUGCAGCAGCACCGUGCCCGUCCUGCCGCAGAUCAAACCGCCCCACGCCACCAAGAUCUACACGUUACCCGGCGUGAAGACCCUCACAGCAACACACCCCAUCCCGAGGCUCAACCCGCUGCGACCACCUCCACACGAGGGCCGACGAAACGUCAGUCUGGAGACGGUGGAGACACAUCACCACAACCUGCAGCGCAGCCUCCUCAUGCAGCAGGCUGAGCACUUCCGCUUUCACAACUCCUGGAGAAAACCUUACUAUGGCACGCCAGCCGAGAAGGAGUCUCACAGGAAGAACAUCCGGCUGAUCCUGCAGGAGCAGAUGGCUGAGCGGAUGCAGAUGCAGCGGGAAUCGUUCCGAGACAGGAAGCAGGAGAGUGAGUACGCCGUGCAGCAUGACAGGCAGUGUCUAACCGACGACGCCAUGAACCACCGCAAGAGAGCUGAGUACUUACAGCACUUCAGGGACGAGAACAAAAAGCUGAUGGAGUGGAAAUGGGAACAGACGAGACAACAGCGGCAACGGCAGGACCAGCUGGACAGGGAGAUCAUGAAAUACAACCCCAUCAACUGGAGUGGCUCGCUCAAGUAGCACUGAAAACCCUUUAUGAUUUUACACCCCCCAUCAACUGGAGUAGCUCUGACACUGAAGUAGCACUGAAAACCCUUUACACCCCCAUUAACUGGAGUAUAGCUCACUCACUCAGCACUGAAGACCCUUUAUAUACCACCUCAACUAGAGGGAAUCACUCAAGUAACACGGAAACCCCCUCACAUCCCCAUCAGCACAGAAGCUGGUCACUCAAGUAACACCAAAAAUCCUUCCACACAUUCCCCUGCAACGAUCCCCUUCUCCAGGAAAACAAUGUUGAAAAGCAAAGUGCUUCGGGUGAAUUUCAAUCUGAUCGGUGCCAACUACUGUGACCUUCAGCUGUCAUGUGACCUUCAGUUGUGUGAUGUUGAGUCGGCAUAUGACCUUCAACUCCAGAGGCCUUCUGUGCCACUUCUUUCCCAGAGGAACAAUUUGUGCCCUUUGGCCUGCUGCAAACUUUCACACAUUCCCCUGCCUGAACUAAGCUAUAAGGAGGCAGCUCUGGCAGGUG